GUCCUUUUCUUUCUGGUCUUCUCCUUUGCUCCUCCCUGCUUGUCCAGGGAGAAAGUAGCGUGGUGUAAGGAGAGGAGAGACAAAUGAAGAAGGGGGGUCCUAUUUUACCCCGCAUAGACCCUCCUCCUAGUGUGGCGGAAGUGACAGAGACGGAGAAAGAGCAAGCGAGAGCAUGAGCCUAUAAGUGUAAUUUAUUGUUUCCUGUGAAAGGGCAGGCUGCACCCUUUUCUCCCUCCUGAAACCUGAACUGCUUGUUGUGUCAGAACUUUCAGGAGGAGCCAGUGUCUAGGGGUCACAGGAAAAACAGAGGAGUGAAGGAGAAGAACAAGAGAGUGAGAGGUCGGAGGACAGCACCGCGGUAGAAAAAUAGAGGAGUGAAAGGGAUCUCCGGGUCAUUUGACGGAGACAGAAGGGGAAAGAGGUCAAGAGAAGGAGUCUGGAACAUGUGCAGUUUCAGUUGUUUUGACUUUUCAUAACGCUGUUAGUUUUGCUUGGAAGCUGACUAAAAACCAAUACCUCUUUGUGUGUGUCAGCCGUGUCACUCAGAUAUGGCCAUGGUGAUCAGGGGAUGGGGCAACCCUAAUGGAGAGACCAACCGACUGGGGGGGGAGAAGGCUUACCUGCGUGGGGAGGAGGGCUCACCCCAGGCCGGGAGUGAUGUGGAGGAGGGAGACGAAGACAAGGCAUGCGUGGUGAACUGUGUGGUGUGUGGGGACAAGUCCAGCGGGAAACACUACGGGGUGUUCACCUGCGAGGGCUGCAAGAGCUUCUUCAAGAGGAGCAUCAGAAGGAACCUCAACUACUCCUGCAGGUCAAAUCGAGAAUGCCAGAUAGACCAGCAUCACCGCAACCAGUGCCAAUACUGCCGGCUGAAGAAAUGCUUAAGUGUUGGCAUGCGCAAAGAAGCAGUCCAGCGUGGACGUAUCCCUCCAUCCCACCCAGGCAUCAGUCCCACUUCUCUGGUCGGUGGAGGUGGCGGUACCGGGCCAGUAGGGGGUGAAUUCUUCAACGGCCAGCCCAUGUCAGAGCUCAUCUCCCAGCUGCUCCAUGCCGAGCCCUACCCCAGCAUCCGCUACGGACCCCAGUACGGCCAGCAGCAGAUGCAUGGUGCUGGAGGAGGCUCCAUCGGCAUCGACAACAUCUGCGAGCUGGCGGCACGCCUCCUCUUCAGCACCAUCGAGUGGGCCAGGAACAUCCCCUUCUUCCCUGAGCUGCCUGUCACUGAUCAGGUGGCUCUGUUGAGGCUGAGCUGGAGCGAGCUGUUCACCCUGAAUGCAGCCCAGUCCGCCCUGCCGCUACACAUGGCUCCUUUGCUGGCUGCGGCCGGCUUCCACUCACAGCCCAUGUCGGCGGAGAGGGUGGUGUCCUUCAUGGACCAGGUGAGAUUGUUCCAGGACCAGGUGGACAAGCUGACCCGGCUCCAAGUGGACUCAGUAGAGUACAGCUGCCUCAAGGCCAUCGCCCUCUUCUCUCCAGAUGCGUGUGGUUUGACAGACCCCGUCCAUGUGGAGUCUCUGCAGGAGAAGGCCCAGGUGGCUCUGAUGGAGUACGAGAGGAUGCAGUACCCGGGUCAGCCACAGCGCUUCGGACGUCUUCUCCUCCGCCUGCCUGCUCUCAGGGCCGUGCCCGCUAAUCUCAUCUCCCAGCUGUUCUUCAUGCGCCUGGUGGGCAAGAUGCCCAUCGAGACCCUCAUCAGGGACAUGCAGCUGUCUGGGAGCUCCAUCAGCUGGCCAUAUGUCCCUGGGCAGUGAGGAACAGAAGCCUUGGACACACAGGAUCCUGGAAGAGGAUCCUGUCUGGAACCUAGAACAAGAUGGAGAGGGAUUAUUAGCCAGUGAUGUCAUAAUUCUUAAACGUGCAAUAUGCAGAAAUCGCUCUGCCAUUUCCUGGUUGCUAAAAUUCUAAUAGUUUGCCUAAUUUCAGUUUAUGUGACAAAGAAAGCAGUGUGGAGAAUCAUUUUAUCAUCUAAACCAGUAUGAAAAAUAUUUUCAAUAACAUGUUUUUUGUUAUUUUCAGCUGUUUGAAGCUGGUAUACAACACCGAAAGUAAAAGAUGCAAAAACGAAACUUAAGAAUUGGAAGCAAAGAAAUAUAACAUAAAUCGAAUGCUUCUUAGACUUGCUUUCAAUGAGAAUGACAGAUCUAUAACUAACAUUUCCAUGUGAAUCUGGUCACCCAAAAAGUUACAUAUUGCAGCUUUAAGGUCUAAUAAAGCCAUUUUUAUCUCAAUAUCAAAUCAUAUUUGGGUAACAAUUAAGUACCUUACUGUGAUUGUUUUCAAUUAAAAUAGUUAAAAAAAAACAAAAAUAUCUUCAUAGCCAAUUGUCAAGAAAGAAUUUGCUAGGACUGUCUGGGAGUGGUCUGAGUGGGGAGGGAAAAACUGAAAACAAGCUGUUAUUGGCAGAGAGGAUUGGAAGUCUGUCUCAUUUGUCUAUUGACUAAUUUACCACCGGGUGUUGACACCAGGCAGGCAAAAACUCCAUCCCAACAAAACAGGCUGAAAUUUCAGCCAAUCUUUUAAAACAGCUCUUACACUAAAAUGGCAUUAUCAUAAUUUGUUUCAAUUUCACAGUAUCACUCCAACCUCAUAGUAUGGAAAUAUAUAUAAAACACAGGAAAAUCACAUUUUUGACCACACUGGGCAUUAAAGGACGUAGUAGACGAAUACUGUAUUGCUACUCACUCAGAGAGAGCCACAUGGAAAUACCAAUGAAUGGAACUGGAAUGAAACCAUUGGAACAAUUUAGGUGUUCUGUGUAUAUUCCAAGGAAAUCAUACAUUUGACUUGGUGUAUACUUCUUGAUCUGUAUUAUGACCUCAUUUUAGUCCUUCUCUACCUCAUUCUGGCCCCAGAACAGGGCUCUGAAACGCAAACUGUAACUGAAGCCCGUGUGCCACUACUACCUCCAUCCCCAUGACCCCCAACGUGACUGUCUGACCCCAGGCUUUGUGUGACACUCUGGCUGCUGUGUUAGGUCCCCUGGGUCUCAAAUGGGACCCUAUGUCCCAUAGCUACAGUGUAUAGGGCUCUGGACAAAAGUAGUGCACUGUAUGGGGAAUAGGGUGCCAUUUGAGAUUCAGCUGUAAGGGUUUGUGAUGCUACAGCCAUGGCACAUACUUUCCUUGUAUGCUGUUGUCUCCUGAGCCCUCUAUUUAUGUAAAUCUUUGGGUAUUGAUUUACAUGAAUGUUGAGCUUAUAGUUGGGAAUGUAAUGAUACAUUAUGCAUAUGUGGUAAUGUAAAUCUUUGAAUGUUAUGCAAAUGAAGGACUCUGGACAUCUCCAUAGUAUAUUUAGCGAUAGCAUAAAUGCUACAAUACAUGCUAUGGUGCCGAAAACUGGCAGAAGCUGGCAGAGGUGAAUGUCCACUACCGUUCAAAAGUUUGGGGCCACUUAGAAAUGUCCUUGUUUUUGAAAGAAAAGCAACAUUUUUGUCCAUUAAAAUGAUCAGAAAUACAA
Messenger RNA from Oncorhynchus masou masou (cherry salmon), 3456 nucleotides. RefSeq names its product nuclear receptor subfamily 2 group F member 6-like. Lineage: Eukaryota; Metazoa; Chordata; Actinopteri; Salmoniformes; Salmonidae. Gene Ontology annotation, molecular function: nuclear receptor activity; zinc ion binding; RNA polymerase II cis-regulatory region sequence-specific DNA binding. The coding region runs from base 549 to 1751 and encodes 400 amino acids. The record is from RefSeq and is a predicted model, not a curated record. The transcript has 4 exons. Gene Ontology annotation, biological process: negative regulation of transcription by RNA polymerase II; cell differentiation; anatomical structure development.